This is a messenger RNA of Archocentrus centrarchus (flier cichlid), 3095 nucleotides long. It is a transcript of the gene aass, whose product is annotated as aminoadipate-semialdehyde synthase. The transcript has 24 exons. NCBI's taxonomy places the organism in Eukaryota, Metazoa, Chordata, Actinopteri, Cichliformes, Cichlidae. Gene Ontology annotation, molecular function: saccharopine dehydrogenase activity. The record is from RefSeq and is a predicted model, not a curated record. Bases 134 to 2923 code for a protein of 929 amino acids. Gene Ontology annotation, cellular component: cytoplasm.
CGGUUUACAGACUAUUCGAAGUUGCAGGUCUUCUCACCUCUGUGUGACACUCAGGUGUUGUCGGUGAACAGUUGGUACCUUUCAUCGCUCGGACCGGUCGUGGUGAACAGAAACUGUAAGAGGAGGUGAAGUCAUGUUCCGAAUCAUUCAUCACCAAGGUAAGAGGAUGUACAGUGGUCGCAUGGGCCAGCGUUGCUAUGAGCGGCACAGGGCCAUCAUAGCCAUCCGCCGUGAGGAUGUAAACCCCUGGGAGAGGAGGGCACCGCUGGCCCCGCGCCAUGUCAAAGAGCUCACAAAUGCUGGUGUCAAAGUCCUGGUCCAGCCAUCCAACCGCAGAGCUAUUCAUGAGAAGUACUACAUGAAGGCAGGGGCCAUCGUUCAGGAGGACAUUUCAGAGGCAUCACUGAUAAUUGGAGUAAAGAGGCCGCCAGAGGAGAAGGUCAUUCCUAGGAAGACGUAUGCCUUCUUCUCACACACCAUUAAGGCUCAGGAGGCUAACAUGGGGCUCCUGGAGGACCUGCUGAAAAAGGAGGUCAGGCUCAUCGAUUAUGAGAAGAUGGUGGAUGCUAAUGGGUACCGGAUUGUAGCAUUUGGCCAGUGGGCUGGUGUCGCAGGAAUGAUUAACAUUUUGCAUGGAUUGGGGCUGCGCUUCCUGGCUCUCGGCCACCACACCCCCUUCAUGCACAUCGGCAUGGCUCAUAACUACAGGAAUGUGAGUCAGGCCAUCCAGGCAGUGAGGGAUUGUGGGUAUGAAAUUUCAAUGGGGCUUAUGCCCAAAUCCAUUGGCCCUCUCACAUUUUGCUUCACUGGAACAGGAAACGUCUCCAAGGGAGCCCAAGACAUCAUCAAUGAGCUUCCUGUUGAAUAUGUUGAACCUCACGAGUUGAAGGACGUCUCUGAAACAGGAGAUAUGACCAAAGUGUACGCCACUGUUCUUAGCCGACACCACCACUUGGUGAGAAAGAGUGAUGGCAUCUAUGACCCCAUGGAGUAUGAGAACCAUCCAGAACUGUACACCUCCCACUUCAGGACCAGCGUAGCACCCUACACAACCUGUCUGAUUAACGGUAUUUACUGGGACCCCAACACCCCUCGACUCCUGAGACGACUGGAUGCUCAGAUGCUCAUGAGACCACGCAAAUCCUCAUCUGCUGACGAGGGAUCACCAGAGCUUCCUCACAAGUUGCUGGCCAUCUGCGACAUAUCUGCCGACACUGGAGGCUCUAUAGAGUUCAUGAAUGAGUGCACCACCAUUGAUAAACCUUUCUGCAUGUACGACGCUGACCAGCAUAUUGAUCAUAAUAGUGUUGAGGGAAACGGGAUUCUCAUGUGCUCCAUUGACAACCUUCCUGCUCAGCUCCCAAUCGAAGCCACAGAGUACUUUGGAGACCGGCUCUUCCCCUACAUCUGGGAAAUGCUACCUUCAGAUGCCAUGAGACCAAUGGACGAAGAGGAGUUCAGCCCACAAGUCAGAGAUGCUGUCAUCACCUCUAAUGGAAAACUUACCCCAAAAUUUGAAUACAUUGAAAAACUUCGAGAAAGAAGAGAGAAAGCUCAGAUCAUGAAGAAGGCUGGCAUGAAGCGAGUUCUGCUGUUGGGUUCAGGAUAUGUUACUGGACCUGUUGUGGAGUAUCUGACCCGUGAUCAAGGGACACAGGUCACAGUUGCAUCAAUUCUGCUGAACCAGGCAGAGGACCUAGCGGCCAAAUACCCCAACACCAUCCCUGUUGUGCUGGACGCUAGCAUCCAGGAAGGACACUUAGACUCUCUGGUCAGAGAUCAUGACUUGGUCAUCAGCAUGCUGCCUUACUCGUUCCAUCCACUCAUCGCCAAACACUGUAUAAAGAGGAGGGUGAACAUGGUGACUGCGAGCUACCUUAGUCCUGCCAUGAAGGCGCUGCAGAGCUGUGCCAAGGAAGCAGGCAUCACUAUUGUGAAUGAGAUGGGCCUGGACCCGGGCAUCGACCACAUGUUGGCCAUGGAUUGUAUCAACCAGGCCAAAGCUGAUGGCUGCACUGUGGAGUCAUACAGCUCGUUCUGUGGUGGUCUUCCUGCUCCUGAGUGUUCAGAUAAUCCUCUUCGUUACAAGUUCAGCUGGAGCCCAUAUGGCGUCCUUCUCAACACCAUCAGUCCUGCUAUCUUCCUCAAAGACAACCAGGUGGUGAGUGUCCCAGCUGGCGGCUCUCUGAUGGAUUCCACCAUGCCAAUGGAUUUCUUUCCAGGGUUCAACCUUGAGGGAUUUCCAAAUCGCGACAGCACCAAGUAUGCUGAGCCAUACGGAAUAGAGACGGCACACACGCUCAUCAGAGGAACACUGCGCUUUAAGGGUUUCUCGAAGGCCAUGAAUAGUUUUGUUAAACUGGGUCUAAUCGACAGCAAGCCCAGUCCCAUCCUGCAGCACACUUCAUCACCUGUUUCAUGGAAAGAACUCCUCUGUCAUCAGAUGGGUUUGCCUUCUUCCAUCUCCCACGAUGCCUAUGAACAAGCUGUAUAUGAACACAUUGGGCAGGAUGACUUCAGGAUGGACACCCUGAGAUGGUUUGGGAUGCUUAGCGAUGAGCUUGUGCCUCAUGCGGAGAGCAUUCUGACUGCUCUUGCAAAGCAUCUGGAAGCUAAGCUUUCCUUCGGUAAGGGUGAAGGAGACAUGAUCAUCAUGAGAAACGAUGUGGGCAUUCGCCAUCCAACUGGCGAGCUGGAGACCAAACACAUGAGUUUGGUGGUGUAUGGUGACCCCAUCGGCUUCUCAGCCAUGGCCAAAACUGUUGGAUACCCAGCAGCUAUUGCUGCUCGCAUGGUUCUUGAUGGUGAAAUCAGCACAAAGGGUCUGGUGGUUCCAAUGAUGAAGGAGGUCUAUGGAUCAGCACUGGCCCGGCUCAAAGAAGAAGGACUGCACUUUAUUUCGAAGAGUACCCUACAAGAGUAGAGCUCUAAACACUAAAACUAACACUAAAAGAGAGCAAAUAACUGUAAAUUCUGUUUUUUGUGCUUUUUUUGUUUUUUUAAACUCUGGGGGAAAUCAACACUGUACUCUACUUUUCAUUAAUCGACCUUUUCAGAUUCACAUGGGCAUUGUUCUGUGUGUGUGUGUGUGUGUG